UCAACAGACAAUCUGAUAGUUUUAGAUUUCGAAAGUUCCAUUACAGAUAUCUAUAAUAUAUGUUCAGUCGACAGAAAGACUGAUCAAUGAUGUAUUUUAAUUUAUGUUUGGUAAUGUGUGUUUUAUCUUUAAUUGGAAGUUCCUACUCACAAGUUAUUUCAAAAGGAAAAUGUCCAGAUGUAAAAGUGGUAUCCGACUUUAAGCUUCCAUCGUAUCUUGGAGACUGGUACGAGAUAUACAAGUUUAAAGCAGAUUUUGAAAAUGGUCAAAGUUGUAUACAUGCCAAUUAUCAAAAGAAAGCAAAUGGUCAUAUACAAGUAUAUAAUAGAGGGCAAACACAAGAUGGUAAAAUAACAACUGCGAUUGGUGACGGAUACAACCCAGACCCAAACGAACCAGCUAAGCUUGCUAUUAAGUUUUCUCCAGUUGCUCCAUAUGGUAAAUACUGGGUACUGGAUACCGACUACACAUCAUACUCCUUAGUUUACUCCUGCACAGAUUUAUUUUCUGUUACACAUGUCGAGUUCGCCUGGAUACUGUCUAGACAAAGAACACUGGAUGUAGCCAUAUCAUCGCGACUUUUUAAUAUUAUGAAAUCUUAUAAUAUAGAAACUAGCAACUUUUCGUCAGAAAACCAAACAGAUUGCAAAAACUAAUAAACAUUAAUGCA
Molecule: messenger RNA, 670 nt
Organism: Mytilus trossulus (common blue mussel)
Lineage: Eukaryota; Metazoa; Mollusca; Bivalvia; Mytilida; Mytilidae
Product: apolipoprotein D-like
Exons: 4
Coding region: 87-656 (189 amino acids)
Biological process (GO): brain development; tissue regeneration; lipid metabolic process
Cellular component (GO): cytoplasm
Molecular function (GO): lipid binding
Source: RefSeq, a predicted model, not a curated record